AUGCCUGGGGCUGGGGCGGCAUCGCCGGCUUUUGGCUCCGCCUGGCCCGAGCCCGGCCCCGGCCCCGGCCCCGACGCAGGGUCCAGUCCCGGCCCCGACACCGACCCCGACCCCGACCCCGGCCCCGGCUCCUCCCGGGGCCCGCGGAGGACACAGGCGGCGUUGCCUCUCCCGCCGCCUCCGCUGCGGCUUGCCCGGCCCCUGCUCCGCCGCUCGGCAGCGCAGCCGCCGGCCCCGAGCCUCCCGUGUCGCGUUGCAAAGAGCGAACGCCGGGGGAUGGCCGGGCCGGGGCGGGCGCAGGAGGCCCUGCAGGAGCGCUACCGCCUGGGUUCCCUGCUGGGGCGCGGCGGAUUCGGCAGCGUCUGGUCGGGGACGCGGCUCUCGGACGGCGCCCCGGUCGCCAUCAAAAGGGUGCCACGGAAUCGCAUCCGGCACUGGAGCGAGCUGCCCGACGGCACCAGCGCUACCCUGGAGGUUGUGCUGCAGGACAAGGUGUCCACUGGCUUCCCCGGUGUCAUCCAGCUGCUGGAGUGGCUUGAGCUCCCCAGCGACAUUGUCAUGGUGCUGGAGCGGCCAGAGCAGUCUCAGGACCUCCUGCAUUUCAUUCAAGCACGGGGGUUCCUGCGCGAGGAGGUGGCGCGUCCGCUGUUCCGCCAGGUGCUGGAGGCCGUGCGGCACUGCACCAGCUGCGGGGUCCUCCACAGGGAUAUCAAACCAGAGAACAUCCUGGUUGACCUGGCCACCGGGCAGGCAAAGCUGAUCGACUUUGGCUGUGGCACCUACCUGCAAGACACAGCCUACACUCACUUUGCAGGAACACCAUCAUACAGCCCCCCGGAAUGGACCCGCUUUGGCUGGUACCAUGGCGAGCCAGCUACCAUCUGGUCCCUGGGCAUCCUGCUGCACGAGAUGGUCUGUGGGAAGAUGCCUUUCAGGAGGGGCUGGAACUUCAGCUGGGGCCAGCUCUCACUGCCACAACGGCUCUCUCCAGAGUGCCAAAAUCUGAUCGGGUGGUGUUUAUCCAUGCACUCCUUGGCCAGACCCUCAUUAGAAGAGGUGUUCUGUCAUCCUUGGAUGCAGGAUAUUCCUCUGCCAUAGAAGAAGGGAGAGAGCCACAGGCACACUUUGAUCCAGGGCCCUGGGAAGGAGAAGGAGCUCCCAGACAAGCUGUACCAGGUGGGGCUGCUGCUGCAGGAGACAGCGAGGAUGACAUCAAGGAUGACAACGUCUCCCUGGACCUGGCCACCAGCAGUUGAAGAGGAAGCAUUCUAGGUGGUCCAGUCUGGAUUGGGAAGUGCUUGGGACCAGCUGCAGCGUGGAUGGGCCGUGCCCUUGGAGCAGGCUGAGGACAUCGUUUGGGACCAGCUUUUCUUCCAGCCGUGGAUGGUGUGAGCCAGGCUCUGCAGAUGCUGAGGCUGCUCUGGGCUCUGCCAGGGCUCUGCUGGAGCUCAGCACCGGGCCAGAAUUAGCCAAAGAAGAAAUGGUGUCACCUGCAGC
Molecule: messenger RNA, 1497 nt
Organism: Passer domesticus (house sparrow)
Lineage: Eukaryota; Metazoa; Chordata; Aves; Passeriformes; Passeridae
Product: serine/threonine-protein kinase pim-1-like
Exons: 9
Coding region: 1-1098 (365 amino acids)
Biological process (GO): protein autophosphorylation
Cellular component (GO): cytoplasm
Molecular function (GO): ATP binding; protein serine/threonine kinase activity
Source: RefSeq, a predicted model, not a curated record